Ilex paraguariensis (yerba mate) is the source of this 1066-nucleotide messenger RNA. The record is from the annotation of a GenBank genome assembly. NCBI's taxonomy places the organism in Eukaryota, Viridiplantae, Streptophyta, Magnoliopsida, Aquifoliales, Aquifoliaceae.
UCUCUCUCUCACACACACACGCACACGCACAUGACGCACUCUCUCUUUCUCUAUUGUUUAAGAGAGAGAUGCUAUAUGCUUUUGCUCUUUUUUGUUCUCUUUCCUCACUCACACAUUAAAUACACAUUGUCACUGUUGUCUGUUGAGAGAGAGAAAGGCAGAGAGAGAGAGGGAGACGAACAUUGCCAUUAAGCUGAUCCAUUAGAAUGGGCUCUUCGUCGGGCCAGAGUAACAGCUACGAUCUGUCCUUCAAGAUCUUGUUGAUCGGGGACUCCGGCGUCGGCAAAAGCAGUCUUCUCGUCAGUUUCAUUUCAAAUUGUGUCGACGAUCUUACUCCUACAAUCGGAGUGGAUUUUAAAAUCAAGCUGCUAACAGUCGGCGGAAAGAAAUUGAAGCUUACAAUCUGGGAUACUGCUGGACAGGAGAAGUUCAGGACAUUGACAAGCUCUUAUUAUAGAGGUGCCCAGGGGAUCAUUCUUGUUUAUGAUGUGACAAGGAGAGAACCCUUCACAAACUUGUCAGAUGUGUGGGCCAAAGAAGUAGAACUAUACUCCACCAAUCAGGAUUGUGUGAAGAUGCUUGUUGGAAACAAAGUUGACAGAGAAUCUGAAAGGGUCGUAAGUAGGGAAGAAGGGGUUGCUCUUGCAGAAGAACUAGGAUGUUUAUUUCUAGAAUGCAGUGCUAAAACUAGAGAAAAUGUGGAACAAUGCUUUGAAGAGCUUGCGUUAAAGAUAAUGGAGGUUCCAAGACUUUUGGAAGAAGGAUCUACAGUGAAGAGAAACAUCUUAAAGCAGAGACCAGAAAACCAGGCACCUCCUAGUGGUGGUUGUUGCUCAUAAAACAUUGCAACAAAGGCCCCCUCCCCCUCAAUGGCACAUAUGCUGCGCUUUUUCCCCAAUGACAUCUAUCAGGUUAUGUACAUUAUGAUUUUCUUUUGUCCUUGGCGGCUGUGCUGGGGUAGCUUGUAAAAAAUUGUUUGUUUCUUCCAUUUUGUAUUUGUUAAUAAUCCUCACCUAGGUUGUCACAGAAACAAAAUCGCCUGUUUUGCAGGAUUUAAUGCUAAUUC